AUGCCUCAAGAUUUCGAUAAUAUAUACCUAGGACCUUCGUUAUCGUCAGGCUCGCUUCUUUUCCUAUUUUUUUUUAAAAAAAAAAUAGAUUUAAUAAAAUGUUUGCGGAAAUUGAACCCGUAUGAUUAUUCGUCGAAUAUCCCGAAUUCCGAGUUACAAUAUUUCGAGUAUCUUAAAACCAAAUAUAACGUAUCGGGAUACAACCCCGAUGGAAGCCUUCUUAAUUUAAGCGAAGAAACGUUGGGUAUAGCUCGAAUAGGCUGGCUCAAACACGUCUGUUCAGCGAUAUCACCUUUGUACUCGGUGAUGAAUGAUUACGCUCUAUCCCAUAAAAUUGUAGACGAGGCCAGGGGGGUAAUAUAUUGUUACGUGCCUAAGGCUUCCUCGACUUCUUGGAAGAGCUUCUUUAUGGUUUCCAAUAAUUUAUCCUACAAAACGUUACUCGAAUCUUCUAUGAUUCCCAAUGAUUCUUUAGGACACUACGUGGAAGGAUUUGAGUUUAAAAUAUUAUCGAAUCUCGUCAUGAGUGAUGAUAACUAUGAAGCUAGAAAAUACCUAAAAUUUAUGUUCGUGAGAAAUCCAAUAAGCAGACUAAUGUCGGCCUACAGAAGCAAGUUCGAAUGGAAGAACGAGUAUUUUAUAUCACGUUAUCGUAAUUACAUAGAAUUGCUAGCUUCAAGCAAUUCGAGCGAAAUAGGUGGCCAGAAUUUUGACGCGGUAUUUAAAACGGGAGAGCAGUCUAAUAAUAAUAAUAAUAAUGAAAACGUCACUUUCUUGAAAUUCGUCAAGUUCCUUUUAAAUAUUCGUUACUUGAGGAACGAAAGCUUGAGGGAGUACCUCGUGAACGAACAUUGGAGACCCUAUUCGGAUAUUUGCGCUCCGUGCAGCCGUGGAUUGGACUUUAUCGGAAAACAAGAAUCGCUGGUGCAGGAUGUGAAGAAAAUACUGGGGUUAACGGGAUGGGACACCCUGAAUUACAAUCCGUUUAAACAAUAUUUUCCUUUUAAUCUCGGUGAUGCUCAUUCGCGUACCUUGAUCGAUAUGUUUAGGAGUAAGACAAUUUCGCGCGAUUAUUCCGAUCACGAAAGCGUGUUACUCGAGUCGCUCCCGGAGGAUUUACUCGUGAGUUUGAUUGGCUUUUAUAAAUAUGACUACCUACUUUUUUACCCGCUCGAUCCGUUAUUCCGCAAAUAUAUAAACCGGCUCGCAUAAAACUUUGUAAAUAAUAAAUGCGUAGAUCGAAACUGGUAAAGA
Molecule: messenger RNA, 1254 nt
Organism: Gordionus sp. m RMFG-2023
Lineage: Eukaryota; Metazoa; Nematomorpha; Gordioida; Chordodea; Parachordodidae
Product: carbohydrate sulfotransferase 11-like
Exons: 3
Coding region: 1-1212 (403 amino acids)
Biological process (GO): carbohydrate biosynthetic process
Cellular component (GO): membrane
Molecular function (GO): sulfotransferase activity
Source: RefSeq, a predicted model, not a curated record